Molecule: messenger RNA, 2376 nt
Organism: Chironomus riparius
Lineage: Eukaryota; Metazoa; Arthropoda; Insecta; Diptera; Chironomidae
Source: the annotation of a GenBank genome assembly
CCGACAAUUUAAAUUUGAAAAACACAUUGUUUACAAAAAAUUUUGUCCAAUUUAUUCAGUGAAAAAUCUGUGAUUUAAGUGCUCAAUAGCUAUAUAAACAGAAUAUUGUGCGUCUCUAAGUGUUCUUAAGUUAAUAAUAAGCAGGACUAAACUGUAAUUCAGUAAAAAUAUCAAGAAUUAUUCAAAUUAAAAAGGAAAAUUCUCAAAUUUACUGGAUCUUGAUAUAAAGCUACUUUUGUAAGCUAAACGUGCGUUCAAAAGAUCAAUUAAGCAUGGCUCGUAUAGUUUUGCAUCUACAUGACGGUGAUGAUGAUUCGGGCAGUCCACAAAAAAUUGUCCAGGAAGCAAAUAAUGAGACUGAGACAACAAAAACUCAGCCACAAGAAGCUCUGCCAGAGAAUUCAUUAGUUGUGGAAAUAUCCGAUGCAUUGAGCGAAAAGGAUCGUGUCAAAUUCACUGUACAUACAAGAACAACGAUGGCUUGCUUUGCAAAGCAAGACUUCUUAGUUGUGCGUCAGCAUGAAGAAUUUGUUUGGUUGCAUGACAGAUUCGAGGAGAAUGAAGAAUAUGCUGGAUAUAUAAUACCUCCAGUUCCGCCACGUCCUGAUUUUGAUGCUUCUCGCGAGAAACUGCAAAGACUUGGUGAGGGCGAGGGAUGCAUGACAAAAGAAGAAUUUAAGAAGAUGAAAGCCGAACUUGAGGCUGAAUAUUUAGCAACUUUUAAGAAGACGGUUGCUAUGCACGAAGUAUUCCUUCAAAGACUAUCUGCACAUUCCGUAUUCCGUACUGAUUCACAUUUAAAAGUUUUCCUUGAAUAUGAUCAAGAUUUGUGCGCAAAGCCACGUAAAAAGAUGGAUUUAAUAGGCGGAUUAGUUCGUAAUUUAAGUAAGACAACCGAUGAGCUGUACUUAGGUGCGACUGUACGUGAUGUCAAUGACUUUUUCGAGAAUGAAAUGCAAUUUUUGACUGAAUAUCAUGCACAUUUAAAAGAAGGUGCUACUCGUAGCGAGCGAAUGGCUAAGAAGCAUAAGGAACUUGCUGAUAGUUAUAUUAAAAUUUCGUCAUCUCUAAUCCAGCUCUCGACAACUGAAUCUGGUUCAAUGGAAAAGUUUUCAGCUAAAACAGCAGAUAUAUUUGAGAAAAUGAGAAAUAUGGAAGGACGUGUUGCUAGUGAUCAAGAUUUAAAGCUUGUUGAUACACUAAAGUAUUAUCAAAGAGAUAGUAAUGCAGCCAAGGCAUUGUUGGUGCGUAGAUUAAGAUGUUUGGCUUCGUACGAAAAUGCAAAUAGGAAUCUCGAGAAAGCACGUCAAAAGAAUAAAGAUGUUCAUGGUGCCGAGGACAUCCAAACAAAAGCUUGUGAGAAAUUCGAAGCGAUGUCGGCGAGAGGAAAGGAAGAACUAAUGUCAUUCCGUAAACGACGCGUAGCUGCCUUUAAAAAGAGCUUAAUAGAACUUGCCGAAUUGGAAGUAAAGCAUGCCAAAACCCAAUACGAUUUUCUACGUCAAAGCCUCGAAGAUAGCUUAAUAAAGUUGCAAGAUAUCUAAAAAAUUUGGUUUGCAGCUUAUUUGUGUGUCCAUGGAACAAAUUGUGCUUUUUUGAUAAAUUCUAUGCAAAUCAGCUGUGCAAAAAAAACUAAAACAACAAUAUUAUAUUUAACUAUUAAUACCUAGUAUUGAUAAGAUGGAAAAGAUUUUUCUAAAUAUUAUUCCUCAUUAUGCAUUAUUUUGAUUAUGAUUAUUAUCAUUUAAUGAGAUAUAAAAAAAUUAUAAUUAUCAGUUGACUUUUUAUACGAUAAAAUCCUCAAACUGCUGCUUCCUUAUCAAAUUUGUUAUUCUGUGGAUUUAAAAAAUAAUUAUUUAAGCAACAAAAAGCGUCGGAGACAAUUUGAGUGAUUUGAAUAUUGUGGUUUAGGGGUCGACCGUUAACUGGAUACACCCCCUGCUGUGGAUUUUGUCUUCAGCUUGUCCAUCCAUCAUAAUCAUCUUAUAGUCGUCUACAAAUCAGUGAGCAAAUGCUUUAUAGCAGCUUGGGAUGCUCCAAUUAUGAACUACUCCAAAGCUUGUUUGAAAACAAAAUCUGACAAAAUUUGAAGAGGAUACAAAAGCAAUAAUCUAAAACAUCAAUUUCCAAAAGGAAUUUAAGUAGUUCAAUGGAAAACUCGUGUUUUUCUCAAUUCGAUACGCAAUUUUAUUGCUGAUUUCAAGGAAUCAAUAUUUUUAUACAUAAAGUGGUGAAAAAUAUCAAAUUGAACUAUGGUAAUAAAUCCUGGAAAAUAAGUAAUUAGUAGCUAGGAUUUUAAUCCUCAUCGAUAAAUUUAACAGGCUAUCAGAAGUGGAUUUUGAAAAUAAUUAGAGCAAAUAACUUAAAGAAUUCCUG